AUAAUACUAUUGACACUGGGUCUACACUGUUUAAGGCUCCAAGCUCGACAAUGUUUUGACCAACCAAUGAAAGUGGUUCAACCUUCCCCUCUGAUUUUUUUAUGACAAUGACCUCUAUAUGCUCAAUGACAACAAAUUCAAAUAUACCUGAUAGAGUUGGUGCUUGGACUUUAUUCUUUCUUAAAAUAUAAAAAUUACAGUUAAAUAAUCUAUCUUAAAAAUAUAUUAGUGAAUCUUAGUUAUAAAAACAUACAUGUUGUAAAAACAGUAAAUAUUCAAGAGUUAAGUUUUGGAAUAAUAUUACAUUUAAUAAAAAAAUUAACAACAUUUCAGUAAUGUUCAGCCUGUUGAUAAUUCUAUUGUUUGCCUCAUCAUAAUUAACAGGCAGAUUUGAAAUGAUUUGAUAUUUCAUACCAACCAACUCCAACCUAUUUCCUCAACCACCUGACAGCUGUAGCAGUAACAAGCUAUUUUUAAUAAGCGCUUAUAAAAUCCAGUUGUAUAUUAACUUGUAUAUAAGUCAACAGCAGUAAGCUACAUAUAUAUUGAUAAAUAAAAAGAUACCUGUAUAAAACAACUAUGAUAGCCUUAAAUAAUUAUAUCAGUGAUGGGUGAAAUACAGCUAAUCCAUGAGGCUAACUGAUUUCCUCGUACCACUUUGCUAAAUUGCAUGAUUUGUAAUAAACAAUGCAAAUGACUACUAUAAUUUUGUAGAUUUUUGAUACAUUUACUAACGCACGCUCACUUACUACAAUAGGAUGUUAUAACUUUUCAACUAUUAGCUCCAGAAAAAUGUAUUUGUGUAUUUUUUCUCCAUUCAUUGAUUUGUUUGUUUACAUGCUAUGAACAAUAUUGAAAGGUUUGAUGCAAUAAACAUAUCAUAAAGGCCUUUCAGGUGCAAUGCAAUAUGCUGGACAUCACAGACAUAUAUUUAUCACAGCUUGUUACAUCAAAGGAUAAUUGCAGUAUUUCAUUUUCAAUUAUAGUCAUUAAUAUGAUAAUACACACCCUUUAAUCAUUGGCCUCCAUUGUCACACUUCUCAAAAUCAUAAUGAUGGAAGUGUGAAAAAUUAUUAUUUUAUUGUGGAAUUUUUAAGACAGUCUUAUUCUGUGUGUGAGCCAGGUCAGUUUCAAAUACUUUCAAUAUCUACAUCAAAUUGACCCUUUGCCAGUAUAAAGAGCUUUUAUUAUUUCAACGAUAUUUAUGAAGACAACUUUUGAUAAUUAUUAGUGAAAUAUUGUGAAAAAGAAGAAACCAUGGAUGAGGUUUUGUUGCUAAGCGACAGAAUGCUGCUUGAGAUGAUGACUUACGAAAGAAACCUGCAAAACAUGAGGAAACUCUUAAUCAGCUACUCCAGCACUUCCAAGAGGCUGUCAACAACAGAGGCCCAGUUGGGAACCAUACGUAUGACCGUACAAGGGGGGCUUCUCUCUGUAUACCACACCUAUGGUACCAAGAAAUGGGCUGCUAUUCAGGAGAUGUCAGAAGAACUUGUACAAAGAGCCCACACAGCAGGAUUUCCUCACAUCGCUGAGAACAUGAGGAUAUCAACAGAAGGAAUGGAAGCCUACGAGGAAAGGGUUGAAGCUGUGCUCAAUGAAACUUGUAAUAUCUUUUCUGCAAUUGGAAAUGAUACUCGGACAGCUUGAGAUUUUAUUGACUGGUUAAUUAAGAGUUGAAUUAAUGCUAAAUGUAACUAAUGUAACCUCAAUUGGGAAC
Mya arenaria is the source of this 1720-nucleotide messenger RNA. RefSeq lists its product as uncharacterized. Lineage: Eukaryota; Metazoa; Mollusca; Bivalvia; Myida; Myidae. Bases 1258 to 1650 code for a protein of 130 amino acids. The transcript has 2 exons. The record is from RefSeq and is a predicted model, not a curated record.